Messenger RNA from Zingiber officinale, 498 nucleotides. RefSeq lists its product as uncharacterized. The record is from RefSeq and is a predicted model, not a curated record. Lineage: Eukaryota; Viridiplantae; Streptophyta; Magnoliopsida; Zingiberales; Zingiberaceae. The transcript is spliced from 2 exons. Bases 1 to 498 code for a protein of 165 amino acids.
AUGUCAGAAGCCCAGGACCGGCAGAAAAGCUAUGCAGAUCGGAGACGGAGACCGUUGGAGUUCUCUGUGAACGAUCAUGUGUUCUUGCGAGUGUCUCCCACCAAGGGAGUUAGGAGGUUUGGAUUGAGAGGGAAGUUAGCUCCUCGUUACAUCGGACCCUUUCAAAUACUUGAGAGGAUCGGUGAGGUAGCCUAUCGGUUGGCGCUACCACCAUCCAUUGUCAGAGUGCAUGAUAUAUUUCACGUAUCUAUGUUGAGAAAAUACGUGCCACAUCCUGAGCAUAUUUUGACAGAUGUAUCGAUCACCCUUCAGCCAGAUGUGACAUAUGAGGAGGUUCCAGUGCGGAUAUUGGAUCGCAAGGACCGCCAGCUGCGAAACAAGAUAAUCCGAUUGGUCAAGGUUGGAUGGGAGCGCCAUUCAGAUGACGAGGCAACCUGGGAGCUGGAGGAUGAGAUCCGAGCGCGGUAUCCACAUUUGUUUAAUGAAGUUAUGUCGUAA